Closterium sp. Yama58-4 is the source of this 3408-nucleotide messenger RNA. Lineage: Eukaryota; Viridiplantae; Streptophyta; Zygnematophyceae; Desmidiales; Closteriaceae. The record is from the annotation of a GenBank genome assembly.
AUGACCCUGGCUCAAAUCCUCUUCACCGUUUGCGUUUCAAUUCCAGAAUGCAUCCGCAACCCUAAUGCGCUGCACCGCGUGAAGCUGGGAGAGUUCGUGCGAGAUGACAAGUCGCUCCUGGAAGACGGUGGCAACCUGCACGCCAUAUGGAACGAAGCUGUCGAGACGCUCGCUGUGCUGACGGCGGGCAGCGUGAUACAUUUCUACGAUGUGCGCACCACGCCCAAGCCGCUGCGCCUGGUGUCGCCAGACUCACCGCCCUCUCUGCUCGCCCUCAAGUUCCGCUCCUCCACGCGCGUUCCUCUCUUCGGGGACAACAUGGUGUAUUCCCCCGCGCUGCGGCUGAUAGCGGUGGUGCUGGUGGAUGGGCGCGUGGUGCUGUGCUCUACAGGCGAGAGGGGGCUGAGGCCAGUGGAGGAGGUGACGCCUGAGAAGUGGGUGGGCGUGGUGGACGCUGCUACUGUGGCUGUCGGGGAGAGGCAGCAGCUGCUGGCCGUGGGUAGUAGACGUGGGACGGUUGAGCUGUUCGACCUUGCGAGGAGCUCUGCGCACCUGAGGACUGUGUCCUUGUUCGACUGGGGGUAUUCACUGGAGGACACGGGGGCAGUGGCGUGCAUAUGCUGGUCGCCAGACAACCUGGCGUUCGCAGUGGGAUGGAAACUGCGUGGGCUAGCCGUGUGGUCCGUGUCAGGCUGUCGCCUCAUGUGCACCAUUCGCCAGGGCUCCAUGAGCCUCCUCCCCCCCUCCUCCUCCUCCUCCUCUUCCACCACCACCGCCGGUAUCACCAGUCCCCGUAGCUCCGCCGCAGGCUCGGACCCAGCGUCCACGCCAGGCUCGGCAGCAGCCGGCGGGGCAGCAGGGUCGGCUACAGCCGCAGUGGUGAAGAGCAGUGAGCCAAUGGUGGGGGGUGUGGCGGCUGUAGCGUGGGGGGAGGAGGGGUAUCAGCUUGUAGCAGCGGAAGCAGGGAUGGUGGGGGAGGUGGCGGCGGGGGUGAGGGGGCGGCAGGCGGGGAGGCUGGUGCAGUUUGCGUUUGCGCGGCAGUGCUCGAGUAAGGCGGUGGCGGGGAGCUCGCAUGUGUGGCAGGCCAUGGCUGGCGCGGACCGGGUGCUGCUGGUGCAGAGUAAUGAGGAGGAAGAGUUAAGAGUGCAGCACCUUGUCAUCCCGCAAACGUACAUGGGGGUGAACUGGCCGGUGAGGCACGUGGCAGCGAGUGACGACGGGUCGUACCUGGCAGUGGCGGGGCGGCGGGGAGUCAUUCUUCACAACCUGCGGUCCAACAAGUGGCGCGUGUUCGGGGACGUCAUGCAGGAGCGCGCCGUCAAGUGCGAGGGGCUGCUGUGGGUCGGCAAGAUCAUCAUCGUGUGCAACCACAGAGUUGCCUCGCACUCCUACGAGCUCUGUCUGUAUCCGCGCUUCCACCUGGACGAGUCCUCUCUGCUGUGCCGCCAGCCCCUGCCAGCGCGGCCUAUAGCGCUGGACGCAUGGGGCGACUACAUCCUGGUCGCCACGCCCCCCUUUGACAUCAAAGUGUUUCACAUGCACGUGGACGGGGACGUGUCACCGCUGCACUUACCCACCGUGCAGCUGCGCACAGUGAGAGAGCUUUCCAUCAUGUCAGCGCGCAAGCCCCUCGUGUCCAUGCGCUUUGUGCCGCGCACAGGGGACGCAGACGCACAGGGGGACGCGGACAGGCCGGGGGAGGGCGCAGGGAACCCAUCCCGAGAGGCGGAAGGCCAAGGCGCCACCACCAGCAGCAGCGAGCAGAGAUUAUCCAAGGAAGGGGCGCAGCAGGGGGCCGCCAGGAGGGGAGCAGCGGUGCAGGGGCGGGAUACGGGGAAAUCCGGCAAGGGCAGCAUUGUUAAAGACCCUUUAGCGGAGGCAAUGAGAAGACAGCCCACCAAGUGCAUGCUGCUGCGCACGGAUGGGGAUCUGUCUCUUUUGGACCUGGACAGUGGCAGUGAGCGGGCGCUGGUGGCGGGGGUUGAGAACUUCUGGCUCACGCAGGGAGGGGAUGAGGCUGCUGCUGCGCUGAUCGAGGAGGUGCCCUGGUGGGCUUACGGCCACAGGGGAAUGCAGGUGUGGUACCCUUCACUAUACCACGAUGCAUCAGGCCAGCCAGCAGAGGUACAACAGCUGGACCCAGAGCUCGAUUUUGAUCGCGAGGUGUACCCACUGGGGGUGUCGCCGGCAGCGGGGGUGAUCGUGGGUGUGAGCCAGCGCUUGUCGCUCUCCUCCUGUGCCGAGAUGCCCUGCUUCGAGCCCACGCCCCAGGCACAACCGAUUCUGCCCUGCCUGCUGCGGCACUUGCUGCAGCGCAACAAGAUGGAGGAGGCGGUGCAGCUAGCGCACCUGUCUGCCACGCGACCGCACUUCUCCCACUCCCUCGAGUGGCUGCUCUUCACCAUCUUUGAUGCUGAGACGUCCAGCGCGAGCGCACGGAGGCGGCGCAAGGAGGGGAAGAAGGGGCCGAGUCUGCUGGACCGGGCGUGUGAGCUGAUCCGGCACUUUGGGGAGUACCGAGAUGUGGUGGUGAGCGUUGCCCGCAAGACCGACAGCCGCCACUGGCCUGACCUCUUUGCCUCUGCUGGCAAUUCCAACACGCUCUUUGAGGAGUGUUUCGAGAACAAGCAAUAUCGCACCGCCACGUGCUACAUCCUGGUGGUGGAGAAACUAGAAGGCCCAACAAUCGGUCAGCAAAGUGCCCUGCGGCUCUUGCAGGUGGCAUUGCAAGAGUCUAUGUACGACUUGGCAGGCGAGCUGGUGCGCUUCCUGCUGAGGUCGGGGAGGGAGUACAGCCAAGCAGAGCAGGAAGACGAGAGGGCGAGCGAGAGUCUGCUAAAGAGCUUCUUCUCCUUCGGCUUCACCUCCACAGCCCCCAAGGCGAGAGGUGAUGUGUUGCACACGACAGUGAAGCACAUUCUGGGGGAGAAGGCAACGGCACUCAUGAGCAGCAAGGAGCUCCGGCAGCUCGUGGCAUUCGUUAAAGGCACCCAGUUUGACUUCACUGAGUUUCUGCGGUCGGAUCGAGGCAGGUCCAUUCGCCUUGAAGACUUCCCCACUGCCCUUCGCACCAUCCGCUACAAGAUCGCUCUAGAGGGCAAUCUACAGAGCAGGCUGGAUGCAGAGUUCCUAUUGGCCCACGUGCGCACUGUGGGCUUCCAUGAGUGGACCGUCGUGCUCGCCACGCUGCUGCAGCGCUCCGAGGUGCUGGCAGAGCUAUUUCAGAACGACAUGAAGCUGUGGACCGCCUAUGUGAGAGCUCUCAAGGCACAACCAAAUGCAUCACAAUAUGACGAGCUUCUGGCAGCGGUUGAGAGAGACCUAACAGCCCAUUUGGGUCCUGAUAAUCCCGCUAUAUCGUCUUAUAGCCUCGCUUUGGGUCAUGCCACCUCUGCUCCAGCUAGGUGA